AUGACUUACGUUACCUGCCUCACUAUCACGUUCUCCCUCACUUUCCUACUGCAAGUCACAACAUGUAAGCCGCUCAAUGGUUGGGACCAGUCAGUCGACGAAGAUGGAUUAGACAAUUACGGCAAUGAAGUCUUUCCAGAGGACGAUUCUGGGUUUGUUUUCAACGCAUUUUUGGAAAGCGUGAAGGACGAGUUCUUCGGGAGUGUGAACUUGUCGGAAAUCCCUUUGCAAGACCCGUUGCAAGAAGAUCCACCACAGUACAUGAUCGAUCUGUACAACAAGUUUGCCACCGACAGAUCGUCCAUGCCCUCUUCAAACAUUGUAAGAAGCUUCAGAAAUGAAGAUACAACAACGGUGCUCGCAGUAGAGGAACGGGGGACGAGGAGGCACAUGCUAGUCUUUAACAUAACCAUCCCUCAGCAUGAAGAGAUCAUUGCGGCCGAGCUGAGACUGUACGCCUUCGUUGACAGAGACAGGAGGGUGCACGAAGGAGUGAACAGGAUAGUCCGUGUUUAUGACAUGGAAGAACCAGGGGAAAACUCGAGUGUGAUUUCUAUGCAGCCUCUGAUGUCACUACUAGUCUCCAAAAAGAUCGAUGGCAAAAACAGCGGAUGGGAAACGUUUGAUGUGACAAAUGCUGUCAAACGGUGGGUCCGAUCCAACAAAACGACCCAUAAGCUUGAAGUUCAUAUUGAGAGUGCCGAGGAGGAGGUUCCGGGGGCGGCGGUGCUACAGAACGAGCUGAGUUCGGAGAACAAGAACGAGCCGUUACUGGUGGUAUUCUCCGACGACCCGAGGCACGGGCAGGGGGACGAGAUGAAGGAAAUGCUGGUGCAUGAACAGGAAGUCGCGCUGGAAGAGCUGGCCGAGAGGUCGGCGGCCCGCGGCCCAAACCCAGACCUGUUCAAACCCCAGGCCAAGCUCUCACGGGACUCCUCGUCACGAACCCGCAGGAGUUCCAAAGGGAACUACUGCAAGCGCUCUCCUCUGCAUGUGGACUUCACCGAGAUCGGCUGGAACUCCUGGAUCAUCGCCCCCAAGAGUUACGAGGCCUACGAGUGCAGAGGGAUCUGCUACAUUCCGCUCAGCGACCACGUCACGCCCACAAACCACGCCAGGAUCCAGACCUUGGUGAACCAUUGGAACCCCGAGAAAGCUUCCAAGGCGUGUUGUGUCCCCACCAAGCUGGAUCCCAUCUCCAUAUUGUACAAGAACAGUGCCGGCGUGACCACCUACAAGUAUAAAUACGAGGGGAUGGUGGUGGCGGAAUGUGGCUGCAGAUAG
Hypanus sabinus (Atlantic stingray) is the source of this 1284-nucleotide messenger RNA. RefSeq names its product bone morphogenetic protein 10-like. NCBI's taxonomy places the organism in Eukaryota, Metazoa, Chordata, Chondrichthyes, Myliobatiformes, Dasyatidae. Gene Ontology annotation, cellular component: extracellular region. Bases 1 to 1284 code for a protein of 427 amino acids. The transcript has 2 exons. Gene Ontology annotation, molecular function: growth factor activity; cytokine activity. The record is from RefSeq and is a predicted model, not a curated record. Gene Ontology annotation, biological process: BMP signaling pathway; SMAD protein signal transduction.